Mucor mucedo is the source of this 357-nucleotide messenger RNA. RefSeq names its product transcription elongation factor Elf1 like-domain-containing protein. Gene Ontology annotation, biological process: transcription elongation by RNA polymerase II. Gene Ontology annotation, molecular function: RNA polymerase II complex binding. Gene Ontology annotation, cellular component: transcription elongation factor complex. The record is from RefSeq and is a predicted model, not a curated record. Lineage: Eukaryota; Fungi; Mucoromycota; Mucoromycetes; Mucorales; Mucoraceae. The annotation marks the transcript as partial. The transcript has 3 exons.
GGUAAAAGAAAGACCAAGAGAAAGCCCCAAAAGAAGCUCAAGGAUAAGCUAGACGUCCAGUUUAAUUGUCUCUUUUGUAAUCAUGAAAAUAGUAUCGAAUGUAAAAUUGAUCAUGCAAAUAAGGUAGGUUUUCUAUCCUGCAAGAUCUGCGACAUUACCUGGCAGUGCACCGUCACUUAUUUGGAUGAGCCCGUUGAUGUCUAUUCAGGCUGGAUUGAUGCAUGUGAGGAAGUGAAUAAACAAAAGAAGCUCCAAGCAAUGAAGCAAAGGGGUCCAUCAAGUAGAGAUGAUUCAAGGUCACCACCACCUCAAAAUCGUUUGGAUCCUUUUGAUGAAGACGAUGAUGAUGAUUAUUAA